Messenger RNA from Melospiza melodia melodia, 3214 nucleotides. RefSeq names its product zinc finger protein OZF-like. NCBI's taxonomy places the organism in Eukaryota, Metazoa, Chordata, Aves, Passeriformes, Passerellidae. The coding region runs from base 1166 to 2329 and encodes 387 amino acids. The record is from RefSeq and is a predicted model, not a curated record. Gene Ontology annotation, biological process: regulation of transcription by RNA polymerase II. The transcript has a single exon. Gene Ontology annotation, molecular function: DNA-binding transcription factor activity, RNA polymerase II-specific; RNA polymerase II cis-regulatory region sequence-specific DNA binding. Gene Ontology annotation, cellular component: nucleus.
UGGGUGCUGGGCCUGGGGCAGGAGGAGAAGGGAAAGAGAAGCAGAAUUGAGGAACAUGAUGCCGAAUUUUGCCCCAAAAGGUGAGAAUAUCUGCUUAAGAGACUCAGCCUAAGUCAGAUAAGCAGGAGGUAUUUUAUUGCGACGCGUCGGAGAAAUCACAAAAUGGAUUUCUAAAUUAUGUACAGCAAAAGCGGGUUUUUAUGCAAUUUUAAACAAGGAUUACAUCAUUUAUUACAUGCAUAUUCAUAGGCAGGCGGAGUUUUCCGGGAAUUCUUGGUCUUCCUUAGUUAAAUUUUAAGCUUUUCCUAAUUUGGACUUCUUCCUGUUAUCCUUGGCAUGUUUUUCCAUGGCUUGGCUGAAGUUACUGUUGUACUUGGCUUGAUUCUAACGGCUUGGCAGGUCACUUUAACUUAUUGGCUUCCACUUCUGUUUCUUCAAAUAUUCUAAUUCCGAAGUUUCUUCUGUGGGUGUAUUUUAGAUUACCUUAUCUAAAUUUCUGAUCAAAGUUCUUCCUGAUAGUGUAUUUUAGGUUAUUUAUUAACUUCUGCGAUUCCCUUGAUAUACUUUUGAGUGUCUUUUAAUUCUUUUAUUUCUCAGAAACUAUUGUUCAUUAUAAUAAAUGGCUUCAAACAAAAGGGUCAAACGAUGCAUGAGGGAGGAGAAAGUGGGAUUGUGCAGGAGAAGGAGGAAGAGGAGUGGGAGAAAGAGCAAGGACACUGGAUGUGGAGGAGGAGCAUUAACAGGAGGCACCACAAGGUUCCACUUCUCCCUGUAUCCGCAACUUCCCUGCCAGCCCCAGUAGCAUUCCCCCCCUACCACGCAGCAGGUGACCGGGAAUUGGGAUCCACGAUUUUCCCGGGGGUGAAUCUUGGUGUUUCUGAGCUUUAUUGUGCUAAUUGUUGGUGCUUUGUUUUUUUGUGGGGGCUGAAUCUUUAUAUUUGGAAGGUGUUUUUGUUGAAUCUUGAUGUUUGGGAAGUUUUUGAUCUGUGUGUUGAUGUUUGGAGGACUUUUGUGCUGAAUCUUGGUGUUUUGGAGGUUCUUAGAGACACAAGAUGCCCGAUGACUUAAUGAGAUGAACUUGGGCAAGGAGGAGCUCCCAGUCCAAGGCACUCUCAUUUUGUUCUUUUCCCCAAACCAGGAUUUUUCAUUCCUAGGACGUGUGUGAAUGGAGCAGGAGGAAAAGCCCUGGAGAUUCCGCACGAGGAGGGGCAGCAAACCCAGCCCAGGGAGCUGCGGGGAGGAAAGAGCCCCCCUGAGCCGGGAAGGCGGCCGGAGAUGCAGCCAGAGCUCCGAGCUGGUGGAGAAGCCCCAUGGCAGAGAGAAGCCCCACAAGUGCUUGGAAUGUGGGAAGGGUUUUAGUCGGAGCUUAGACCUGAUCCAGCACCAGGUGAUCCACACUGGGGAACAACCCUACGAGUGUGAGGAGUGUGGGAAGCGUUUCAGCUGGAGCUCCAGCCUGAGGCAGCACCAGGUGAUUCACUCUGGGGAGAGGCGCUUUGAGUGUGAGGAGUGUGGGAAGAGCUUCAGCCACAACUCUGUCCUGAUGCAACACCAGAGGAUCCACACUGGGGAAAAGCCCUUUGAGUGUGGGGAAUGUGGGAAGAGCUUCAGGCAGAGGGGGAGCCUGAUGCAACACCAGAUGAUCCACAGCGGGGACCGGCCUUACGAGUGUGGGGAAUGUGGGAUGAGCUUCAGCCAGAAGGGCCACCUUACGCGACACCAGAGGAUCCACACAGGAGGAAAGCCCUAUGAGUGUGGGGAAUGUGGGAAGAGCUUUAGAUACAGCUUUGGCCUGAGGAGACAUGAGAGGAUCCACACUGGGGAAAAGCCCUAUGAGUGUGGGGAGUGUGGGAAGAGCUUCAGCAUGAAAUGCAAGCUGACGGAACACCAGAAGAUCCACUCUGGGGAAAAGCCCUACAAGUGUGGGGAAUGUGGGAGGAGCUUCAGAGAAAGCUGGGCCCUGAUUCGGCACCAGGUGAUCCACACGGGGGAACGGCCCUACACCUGCUUGGAAUGUGGGAAGAGCUAUGGGUGGCACACUGACCUGAGAAAACACCACCAGCGUGUUCACUCUGGGGAGAAGCCCUACAAGUGUCCCCAGUGUGGGAAGAGGUUUCACAGGAGCUCCGAUCUCCUCAUACAUGAGCGGAGUCACAGGGAGGAGAGGCCCUUCCGCUGCCCCGAUUGUGGGAAGGGCUUCAAGCAAAACUCCACCCUCACCCUGCACCGGCGCAUCCACACGGGGGAGAGGCCCUACGAGUGUGGGGAGUGUGGGAUGAGAUUCUCAUCGAGCUCAAUCUUGACAAAACAUCAACGAAGGCGCCACUAAGGGAAGCCCUGUGAGUGCCCCAAGUGUGGGAAGAGCUUCGUGUGCUGCUCCAGCUCCAUCCCCCAUGAGAGGAUCCACGUUGGAUGAUCCCCAGUGACCCCUGUUGGGCAGAGCCCUGGUGAUCUGUGGUCCUGAUGAUCCAAAUUGGAAGGCAUCUGGCUGGGGGGCUCCACAUCUUCCUGGUUCCCUGAGGGUACCUAGAUAAGCCCAGCAGCAGGAACAUCCAUCAGGAUGCAGACCUAUAAUGGGAAUUCCAUGGGGAGAGCAGAUUUGUCGACUUUCAACCCCAUAAAAUCUUUUGCAUUCAAUUCUAUCUUCCUGUGACAUCAAGGAGUAUUGAAUGGUCUUGGAGGUAUAUUCUGGGUUACUGUUUGGUGCUUGUAUCCCCAGUCUGUUCUGUUUAUGCUGAAUAAUAAGUUUUGCACCUUCAAGACUUGUCCUGAGAGUGAAGGGGGAGAGAAGAAGCACAGAGUUUGUUUCCAGAAACCGCACUCACUCCUCCACAUUCGUGUUCCUGCACUGUGUUGUCUGCGGAUGGGCAGACAGUGGGACAGAGCUCUCCUUUCCUUUUAGUUAGUUUUAGCUAGCUGAACCAAACAAGUUCUCUGGACUGUGGGGUUUUUCCCCUUUCUUUGGACCUGUUUAAACCUGCUCUGGCCUGAACACCAGAAGAGCAUGGGCAGCUCACACCUGUGGCCCACCGGGCUGGGCCUGGCCUGUGACAUUUCCAGCAUCGGAGGGAUUGAUAACAGACUGAGUGAGCUGAGCUACAGCCACAGAGGGACUUAGUGAGUUUGUCUCUCUUUUAGAGCGGCAAGAGGUUUUAUUGUUUAAUAUUAUUUAGGUUUUAUUGUUUAAUAAACAGUUUUUUCCGCUUUUCUCCAA